Messenger RNA from Mercenaria mercenaria, 1632 nucleotides. RefSeq lists its product as uncharacterized. The record is from RefSeq and is a predicted model, not a curated record. Gene Ontology annotation, molecular function: aspartic-type endopeptidase activity. The transcript has a single exon. Lineage: Eukaryota; Metazoa; Mollusca; Bivalvia; Venerida; Veneridae. Bases 1 to 1632 code for a protein of 543 amino acids. Gene Ontology annotation, biological process: proteolysis.
AUGGCUAGCAUUCCGGAAUUUCCGAAAUUUGAAGUUUACAGUGAUGAACAGUCUGCAGGUGUAAGAUGGAACAAAUAUGUCGCGAAAUUAGAGAAUUUAUUUGUGGGAAUGAACAUAGACAAAAAUAAAAGAAAAAAGGCAUUGUUAUUACACUACUCCGGAGAUGAAGUAUUUGAAAUAUACGAGACGCUCCACCUUGGAACUACCGACGACAAUUAUACAGAAACAAAAUCUGCGCUUCAUGACUACUUCAUGCCAAAAAAGAAUAAAGAAUUCGAAAGAUUUGAGUUUAGAAAUCUGAAGCAAAAUCAAGGCGAAACAAUAGAUAUGUAUGUAACGAAAUUACGACAGAAAGCGGAACAUUGUGAAUUCAGUGAUAAGGAUGGUGAAAUUAAAAGUCAGAUAAUACAAGGAUGCGUAUCAAAGAAAUUAAGAAUUAAGUGCUUAGAAGAAGAAAAGGAAUUGAAAGACAUCCUAAUUUUAGCAAGAAGUAUGGAAAUGGCGGAAAAACAAGCACACGCAAUGGACAGACAUGACAGUCUUCCGGUAAACAAAAUUAAGAAACAUCCUUCCCAGCGACGAAAGCCUGAAAAUCCUGCUAAUCAGAAAGAAAUACAGAAGUGUAGAAACUGCGGAGGAACUUAUCCACAUGCGCGAAAAUGCCCAGCCCUUGGCGCAAAAUGCAAUUACUGCCAUAAAAGAAACCAUUUCAUUGGGGUAUGUCGUAAACGGCUGAAUUCAAAAGGACAACUACACGAAAUAUCCGAAAAUAACAAUGGCUAUGAAACCAACAGUGAAGACGAAUCUUGUUCUGAAACGGAUGUGGCUUUUGGACUUAGUGUUGUAAAGAAAAUUUCAAACAAAAAAGUGCCAAAAGUAAACUUAAAAGUAAAUGGUGUUGAUGUGACUUUUCUUGUUGACACAGGAAGUAGCUUGAAUAUUCUCGACGAGUCUUUAAUCGACAAAAUGAGACCGAAGCCGAAAAUCCAGAAAACAAAAACAAAAGCAUAUGCAUUCGGUCAAAACAAACCAUUGUCUAUAAAAGGGAAAUACGUAUGUGUCAUAGAAUCGGGUCCUAAAUUCGCAACAACGGAUUUUCAUGUCGUGAACGGUGCAUCGGAAAAUUUGAUAAGUUAUGAAACCGCCGUGGAGCUUGAAAUUGUACCAGUCAUACAGACUAUAUCUAGUAAAAUAGAGAAGUAUUCAGAUUUAUAUGACAAAUACAAACCAGUGUUCAAUGGGCUAGGAAAAUUAAAGGAUAAGCAAAUCAAAUUCCAUAUAAACGAAAGUGUAAUACCUACUGCCCAGCCAGCUAGACGCAUUCCGUUUCACGUCCGUGAUAAAGUUGCACAAGAGCUCGAGAAACUUGAAAAACUUGAUGUAAUUGAAAAAGCCACAGGUGCGACACCCUGGGUCUCGAACUUGGUCGUUGCUCCGAAACCCAAGUCUCCGAAUGAUGUCAGAAUUUGUGUAGAUAUGAGAAAAGCGAAUCUAGCAUUAAAGCGUGAAAGACAUGUCGUGCCUACAGUGGAUGACAUAAUAAUGGAACUAAAUGCUCCACCGUGUUUUCAAAGGUGGACCUUUACAAAGGGUUCCAUCAGCUCGAACUUUCCGAGGAAUCAAGAAACAUGA